AUGGACGACUCUUACGCCAUAGCUCAGCCCUAUGCCGACUAUUACGAAAGCAUAUUCCGAGAGGUCUUCGAUAUCAUUUUUCAAUUUUUGAAACACCCAUUUUUAGUUCAAUCCUCGCGGUCUUCCUACAGUUCCAGCAGGUGAAGCCGCCGCUUUUUUGAAACGAUCGAAUCUUCCGAUGCCAGUUCUCGGACAAGUUGUUUCAUCCCAUUGUCCCUGAUUAUUUUAUAAUUUUCAGAUUUGGGAGCUCGCUGAUCAAAGAAAAAUUGGAGCCUUGGACAAGAGAGGAGCUUAUGUCGCGUUCAAACUUGUGGCUGCGGCUCAGAAUGGUCAGCUUUGUUUUCAUUUUCUAUUUUAUUUUCAGCAGUUCCCUAUUUUUUUUGAUCAUUUAUCUGCUCUAGGCAAGCCAUUAAACUCUCCGGGCCUGUUGUACGACUCCAGUUUGGGCAUGCCGAAGUUCGGUCUUCCGAUGGGUUCUCCAGCUCCUCCUGGAGGCUCUUUUCAACAUUCACCGGUUUCUGCCGCUCAGUGGGCCAUUCCGCAACAAGAUCAGGUACUGAAAAGUCGAAAAAGGGUUAAUAGGAACAAACAGAAAAAUAGUAAAGGAAAUGGUUCUGGAAGAAGAUCCAAAAUAUAGUGAAAAUUCCACUAUCUGCUUUUUUUAAAAAUUUUAUCAGCAAGGUAGAACUAUCAAUUUUUCAAAAAACUCUUAAUAAUCUAAAAACUUUUUCAUCUUCAUUAUGAUAGAAAUCUGAACUCAAAAAUGACUUUUGAAAUGAAGAGUUUUUUUCUCUUUUCAGGCCAAGUACGAUUCGAUCUUUGCCUCGCUAGGUCCAGUUAACGGAAAAGUAUCUGGAGUCGCUGUCCGACCGGUCCUCCUGAAUUCUGGCCUCGACGGCGUCUCUUUGGCCCGUAUUUGGGAGCUUUCUGAUCAGGUUAGAAGUUGUUGGAUUGUUAUUCGGUCUGUGUAACCUGAUACGUCGUGCAUAUUUCAUGAGGAGCGCUGUUCUCACCGGGAAACUUUGGGAUCGUUUUUGAGAAUCGAGAGUUUGCAAAUUGGAAUGAUUUCAAAAAAGCUUCUUCAAAAAACCAGAAACCAAAAAAAUUUUGGGUAUACUCUGUGAAUUUUAAUUGUUUAAAAACAGAAAAAAAGUUAAGGUUAUAGAAUCUUCCGGACUUAUAAAUUUUUCCAUGUUUUUCUUUAGAAAAAAAUCCUGCUCAGAGAUCGUAUUCAAGAAAGAGAGAAAAUGAUAUUCCGCCAUUUCUCUGAAAUUUGCUGGGAAUUCAUCGAUUUCAACUUUAUCUAAAUUAAUGAAGUUUCAUAAAAAGAUUCGGAUAGGGGAGAAAAAUUGGGUGAAAAAAACACUGAUUAAAGUCAUUUUCGAGCUUCAGGAUAAUGACGCAAACUAAUUUCCCACUUUAUUGCAGGUUUUCUAACAAACCAUAGAGAACCGAAUUUGUUAGAGCUCGGUUUUUUGUGAUAGUUUCAUUUUAAGGACAAAGAUGGGCAGUUGGAUCGGAUAGAAAUGUCGAUUGCUCUGCACCUCGUUUACAAGUUUGUUUUCCAUUUUCGAACUCUUGCCAUUUUUGAUUCCUUGAAGGGCUCUGCAAAACGAGCCGAUUCCCUCGGAACUACCAUCUUCUCUCAUUCAUCCUAGCAAGGUUUUUAUUUUCACUCUCCGUCUUUCCAAAAAUCUCUUUCUUCAGGCCAUGUUGGUGCGACGAACUUCGAAUGCCGGAUCCUUGACCGGCGUCCCUGCCUAUCCGCCUCGACCUCUUUUCGGUUUUUAUCAAUUUUUUUAAUCAAAAAUAAGCUAAAAUGUAUGAAAAAUGAUAAGAAGUUGUGAUUAGGCACUUCGAAUUUUCUUUAAAGUUGUUCAGAAAAGUUAUGAAAAGGAACCGCCUCUAGUUGGUUUUCUUUUUGCUUUUUUUCGAGGCAGAUAUGCGAUUGUUAAUAAGUUUGGCAAAGAGCACAUGAAAGAAAAGGGGAGAUUGAUCAUUUUUUUGAAAGUAAGCCAGACAUCGUUCGUAAAAUUCUCACAAAGCCAGCGUUUCAAACUUUUCUUGGUGAAUUAUUUUUCCCAAUCCUGGAUGAAGGCUGAACAGAAUAUUUUAGGAAGUCGCGCCGGUUCGGUGACUUCACUGGACGAGGGAAAUUCCGGUGGUUUUUCGACGCUUCCGAAGCCGGCGGCCCGUGCCGUUUCUGUUCAGCCGUCGCAUUAUAUGGUGAGAUUCUACCAGAAUUAUUCGUUUUUCGCUCGAGUACAUUCAAAAUCAACAAGUUUGACUUCAGAAUGGUCAAAAUGGCAGGACCAGUGGCUGUUCGACGCCCCUCGGAUCGAUAAACCGGGAAGUCGGCGCUCUUACAGGUUUUUUCAGUCUUUUUUUUUUAAAAGGAGUUUAUGAUUUCACUACUUUCUCAAAGUUUUUCCGAUUAAUUUUGAUAAGGGGCAACUUUUUUUAUGACCAGGUCAUGUAUCAUCUCUGAAUUUCUCAAAAAUUAAAAGAUUUUUAGUCAUAACUAAGUUUCAGCAGCUGCGUGACAGAUAAUUUCCUUUUUGCAGUUUUUUUCAUCAGGAAUAUAAAAUAAAACAUGCUAUUUCAUUUUUGUAGAAGGGUUUUUACUGGCGUAGCUUUUCAAUAGACUUGUCGCAAUUUCGCAUGUUAGUAACAGACAAAGUUGAGGUUCGGUUUCGGUGAGUUCUCUGACGGAGAACGGCCACGACUGGCCAGUCUCGACCGCAGAGCACGAGGCGCUGUUCUCAAUGUGCGACGGCGACCACGACGGCUUCGUCAGCGGCGCCGACGUCAAGGGACCUCUUCUGGGCACCGGUUCGUUUCAAUUAUUUCCGAUUUCUUUUGUACAAAUGAAAAAUGGACAGUUUCAUUAAAGUUUCAAGGUCCAUCCCGUAGAUGGGCAGACCUUAUCUAAAAGCCGCCAUUCCCUACUCCCAAGUCUUGGUUUCACUCGUUAUUUUGGUAAAUUCUCGUAAGUCAAUCCUUUUUUCUGGAAAAAUUAAGAUCUCCACUUGUCCAUGCAUAGAUCAUCUACCAAAAUACAUCUAUUUCAAGACUUCUUCAUGUUGAUAAGUAAAUAAACCUAUCCACACAUCUUCUUCUUACACCAUUGUACCACUUUAGUGGCAUCGGCGCCUAGAGUCGCUAAAAAAGGCUCUCUUCUGAUAUCAGGGAUGAUCUGGCUCUAACAUAUUCGCCCGUGUGUGGGACGGCUUAAUUUAAAAUUAAAAUGCCGUGGUUUUUCACUACCUAAAUUUCUCAAACCUCUUAUUUGGGUCACGUUGUGGAUUGAACUUGCGCCCCUGUGGACCGUAGACCCACAACAGGUUUAAUUAAGAUCUCGCCUUUCCAGUUCAUAUAAUGGGACGUCGAAAGUUCAAUUGUAAAAAUUUUAUUUUUUCAAUUUCCAAAGAACUUUGAAGGUCUGUCUCCUCAAAUGCUCGCCCACGUUUGGUCGCUCGUCGACAGCAAACGAAUCGGACGGCUCAAUUUGGAGCAGUUCGCCCUAACGUAUGUAUUUUAGAAGAGUAAACUGUCUAGUGAUUUCUUGCCCUUUCAGAAUGUUCCUCGUACAAAUGGCAAAAAGAGGAGAGACGCUUCCCCAAGAACUUCCUCACUAUCUGAUUCCGCCGUCGAUGAGACCGCCGAUCCCUUCAGUGGCCGCUCACGUCCUCCAUUCGGUUCGUCCUUUUCUAUCUUUUGUUGGGAAAACCUUUCAUAUAGACUUUUAACAAAAAAUCUUGUGCUGAAAUCCUUUUUUUGAACUCGUUCAACCUUUUGAAACGCGACUUUCUUUCAAUCAGGAAAUUUUGAGCCAUAUUCUUCGGAUUAGUAUGAAGUUCUAACGCGCCCAAAAAGCUUCAAAAAUCUCGGUUGAUUUUUUCGCAAGAAAAAUUUUGAUUAAAAUAAGUUCGAAAGAUGAAUUAACAUGAUGACGGAGAGCAUCAAUGAGAUUUGAGUCCAGCAUUCAAGUUUUGCUUCGAUUUUAACGGUAAUAUAUCAUUUUCAGUGUAAGGUACAGGAAAUUAGAAGCACGGGAAAGUGAAUUAACAAGAUAAACAUUAAAUGAAAGGCGGCGGAAGCAAAAUUUUUCAAACUUAAAUUUUUUCUUCAAAUUCGGAUCCAGGAGCACAACCAAUCGGUUUCAACUCCUCAACUGCCCGAGGCGACUUCGAUGGAGAUCAAAGAAGCUUUGGAAUGCGAAAACGAAGAAAUGCGGCAACUCGCCGAGGCCAUCCAGUCUAUGCAGGCUGAUCGAAGGUUCCUUUCCUCUUCUUCCAUCUUUUAUUCAGAAGCUCUUUUCAGAAAAGCCGAGGAGAAUAUUGUGCAGCUCGAGGCGGACAUGACCAUCAAAAACUCGCGAAUCAAGAAUUUACAGGUGAUUUAUACCUGGAGGUAACGAAUAUGAGAACUGCACAAAACUUGGUAACAUUGUCGGAAGCUUUCAAGUCUUUUUUUAAUUAAUUUUUUUCCAAAAAAAUAUAUAAAUUAUGAUACUCAUAUUUAAAAGUUUGAUAAGUUUAUUUCACAUUUUUUUGGCUUCAGAUUGAACUGACGACUUUGGAGGGAACCGUGAAACAGUUGGAACGACAGAAAGGAGAGGCCAAUAGACGAUUGGCUGAUUUCGACACUCAGGUCGGUCAGAAGACGAAAAAAAGAUUCCAGGGAGCUUUUUUUAUGACAUGCGGUUGUACCAAAAAAACGAAAGUAUUGGCAAAACUUUUUUUUUCAUUCUGAUCAAAAAAACUACUGAAAAAUAGUAGAUUUCAAAAAGAUGAUGGAAAAAAAGCUCUGAGAGGAUAAUUUAUUAAGCAUUCUUUAAUCUUAGAAUUCAUAAUAACCGCAUAUCGAUUCUGGAGAGAACGCGAAUAGAAUCAUCAUCCGAAAAUAAGUUGAAAAAUUAGGGAUCUUGCCGCCAAAUUUCCACUUGUUCUAUCAAAAUCUCUUUUUUUUUGUCAAAACCAAAAUUUUAUGUAAGCUGAAGGAUAAAAAUUGAAGGAAAAAAAAACAAUAUUAUAAUUUGAAGACGUAGUUUAACGAUGCCUGAAUUCAUAGGCCUCUUUGAAUAGCUCUUUUUAUUGAUUUUUUUAAUUAUCGAAUUUUUUCUGAGAUAAUUAGUUAGCGGAUCUUGUGACAACACUUGUUUUUUUUUUUCGCGAUUGAAAGAUUUUCAAGGCAAGAGUUCCAUCGAAUAGUUCUUCCUUUACUGUUCUGAUGCUCAUUUUUACGUCUUUGGCUUUUUUUUCCACCCGGAUUGUUUUUUAUUAUUGAGUCUACUUUUCUAAUGUGGAGCAGAAAAAAAAAAUUCAGAUUGAACAAUUGAAAGCAGCCUGCGACGCCCAAAGAGAGAAAAAGUCGGACACUGAGACGCGGAUGACGCAGAUCCAGGAGGACGCGCGGGCGGGCGAGGAGACCCGCACUGUUCGUUUUUCAUUCAUCCAUUUUUCGGGUCUAAAGUUUCAAAUAACGUUUAAAAAUUCCCCUGAGAAAUGUUAAAUGUUACACAUGUGAGCAUGGAUCAUUUCGGGUAGGCUCUGAGAAAAUCAGCUUCUUCUUUUUUUAAAGAGUUUUCUUCCAAUUAUUUGCUGAAAAAAAUCUUCUACUUGAAACCGAUUUUCAAACUAAUCCUCAAAAAAAAAACUAGAUCUUUAUACACUUUUUUUCCUUCAGUGAUGAUAAUUAUCUCAACAUAAGUUGAAUUUUUGAUUCAGAAAGACCUGGAAGAGAUGGAAGCGCUGAAGAACGACAUCGCCCAGAUGGAGAUGGAGCUGAACGGUCUGAACGGUUUGAUGACGAAUGAAAAGGCCGAAAGAGAGAAAAUCGUGGCGGAAGAAACUGCGGUAGACGCCGUCUAGAUAGACCUUCAAAUUGAACUCCUUUUGUAGCUUGAGAUCCAAGAAGCACGCGACAAAGCCCAGGAAGCGCGACUGAAAGAAGCGAUUGCUAGUACAAACGCGGCGAACGAAGCUCUCGUCAAGGCCGUCGAGGGCGGCGACGUCGCCGAGUUCGUCACAAAGAAUCCGGCGGCGCUGCACACCCACGCCGACGAGUCUUUGGUUUGACGACGUCUUCCGGAAAACUCUCAUUCUGAUGUGCAGAUGUCGGACGCCACCGUCUACACCGAAGCUUCGACGUCUUCUAGUUCUGCCGGCCACGUGACGCAGACGCCCUUCGGACCGACUCCCACUCAUUCGCAGCCUUUCCAGCCCGAUCCGCGUAUGUAUUCCUGCGUAAAAGAUGAAAUCUGACUUUGUGGAGUUUUACGGGCUUGAAGUUUUAGCUCGAUCUGACUUUGGGCGGCUAAAAAACAGAGGGAAAACUUUAUAAAUGUAAAAAAGAUACUCAUUUUAUUUUGAAUGAUAAUUGAACCAUCAAAAAACAGAAUUUACCUGAUAGGAUAACAUUGACAAAAAAAUCUCAAUAUAAGUUCUGAUUUGUCAGUAAAGCCUAAUAUAACCGCAUUUCCAAACCCCAAAACGAAGUGGCUUUUUUUCAAACAAAAAAAGAACGGCGGUGGAGCAACAAAUAAAGUUUAUUUAAUUAAUUAUAACUGGUAAUGUUUUUUUCUAUAUUUCCAAUGUCUCAAAGAAACUUUUUCAGACUUCCCAACGGAUCCUUUCGCGCAGGCUGAUCCGUUCGCCUCGACGCCGUCGGCAGCUUUUGGCACGGCUUUCCCGGCGGAUCCGUUCUCUUCGGCUUUUCCGGCGGAACCCUUCGGCGGCGACUCACAUCCGACUCCGCCCAAAGCCGCUGCAGCACCGCCACCUCGGCCUGCGCCGCCGAAAUCGGCACGACAGACUCCUGUCACCGAUCCGUUUGGGUAAAUUAGUUCUCAGUUGCUCAGUUCAAUCACUGAUUGUUUGAUUAUAGGCAAAAAAAAACCAUAUCUUGGCGUUAGAAUAUUUAUACUCUACGGAUCUAUGAACAGGCAAACUUGAAGAAUUAUAUAACCGGGAAUUGCAAUCAGAAAGCGGUCAAGCUAACUCGGGAACGCCAGAGUGGUCCCUGUAGAGGUAGCCUUAGGAGCCCUUUAAGGUCCUCUUUAACUCCCUCUAUAGGGUUCACUGAAGCUUGCCAAAACUGUCCUUAUAUGAGUUUAGUUUUUGGCCUCUAUAGGGGGAGCAUGACAGUCAUUUAUUGCCAUGAACCUAUAAGAGGAAUUAUUUUCAUACGAAAAACUUGGCGUUUUUUAUAGUAAAAAGGAUAUCAACAGAAGAAUGAUAGAUCAAAUUUGAAAUGUGUCUUCAUAGUUUUAAAAUCUGAAAAAAAGUAUUGAAAGGCUCUUCCUAGAGACCUCUUAAGCUUAUAGUCAUACCCUAAACAGCUGCGAGGAUUGGGACCAUCUAAAUUUUACCCCUACAGUGGUCACUUUACUGUCCUCUAUAGGGGCUGUUUUCUAAUAGCCCAUACUGGGACAACCUUGGCAAAGAGAAAAAAAAAAGUCAAAUCUUUCUAAUGCUCAAACCACAAAUCAAUCAAUUAUUUUUCAGAGCAGAGGCCCCGGCGCCGAAUGCCAAUUUUGCGAACUUUGCCGAUUUCGGAGCCGCUUUCAAUUAG
This is a messenger RNA of Caenorhabditis auriculariae, 7575 nucleotides long. The record is from the annotation of a GenBank genome assembly. NCBI's taxonomy places the organism in Eukaryota, Metazoa, Nematoda, Chromadorea, Rhabditida, Rhabditidae.